UGCAGUGGUCCUAUAAGGAAACCUGGGAAGGUCUCCUGGUCUCCAGCAAGUUCAACAAAUAUGAAUCCUUCACAGUGGUUUUCCAGCCUUCUAUGAGGUAGAACCACCUUCGGAGAGGUCCUCGCCCCAGGAUCCCAGCAUGCUCACCCUCAGGAUCUGGAACAACAUGAUGAAGCCAGUGGGUCACAAAGAUGAACUGUUUGAUGCAUCGGAGAGAGAGAGGCUGGAAUGUCUGUCUCAGGAGAGCCCCUAUCUGUUCACCUACAGAAAUAGCAACGACCAGGCCAAACAGCUGAAACCCAUAGGAAGACUUCAGGUGAGAGAAGGCACAGAGUUUAGCUGUUUGGACAAGGACCCCUCGGACACUGUCCCCACCACAGGCAGGCGGCAGCAUAGGUUGGACUCAGCAGGGGCGGCGAGGAGGGGACAUGGAGUGGUCCUGUGCGUGGAGGGCAGCUAACAAUGGCACUGUGUGCGGGUCCUGCUGCUGGGCGCAGGUUCGCCUUGUUACGUAACCUCUCUGGGGCCAUGGACUACACGCUGGUUAUCUUACAUCUUAUAUCCACUUAUGAGAUUUCUGCCUCCUUCCCAUUACCGCCUCCCUUUCCCCUCCCCAUCCCCCAAUCAAGUCCCCCUCCCUUGUCAUCCCAAAGAACAAUCAGGGUUCACUGCCCUGUGCGAAGACCAAGGACCACCCACCUCCAUCCAGGUCUAGUAAGCAUCUUAUUGCAGAGCCAAUCCCCACCAGAAAAGGUGGAGGACAUGGCAGAUGAAGUAUCCUGGGUCCAUCUCACUGAUGACAGUUUACAGUCUUCCAAACAAUUAGCGUCGGAGUACUCUAUUUCAAGCCUUGUCAACACAACCUGCUCACUGACUAACAUAGUGGCAGAAGAGAACUGUGACACAAUUUUGCCAAAUAGAUUUUAUGAGACCUUAGCCAAAAACGACGCCCUUUUUCAGAAAAAUCAUAUCUACAGGUGGAAAAGCAAAUAUCAUCCACAGGUCUGCUACUCCAGGAGGCUCUCUCUUCAUCUCACCCUCCCUCGCUUUCCACUGAGGAGGUGGAGUGAGCUGGCUCUGCCAACCUUCAUGACAGAACCCAAAGUAAAGAAAGGCCAGGAGGGUGCUGAUAUGAAGGCAGAAAAUGCUGCAAACAAAUCAUCUGAGGCCACUAAGAUGGAGGACAUCACUUAUACUAACACAAAUUUAGAUGUGUUAGAGAUCGUGGAAGACAUCAACGAACAAAAAGAUCUUGAAGGAGAUGUUCCUGACAUCACACAGAACAAUACCACCUGUUCCGACAUCAACCACCUGAACACAAGGGAUAUCCUUUAUGCUGUGUCCCCUCCAUCCCCUUCCCAGCAUGAAAACGAUUAUGAAAUAGUCGAAGACGUUAUGAGGAGGGUGUUACCAUCAAAAUCUCCAGACGAGCAGCUCCAGAAAGCACCCAUAGCUGCCAACAAGCACACUAGAAGGGGCUGUAAGUGUGUCAAAGGGAAGAUCAAGAACUUGUUUGUAAGGCUUUCUUGCUGCCUUCCUACCCGAAGCAAAGAGUAUACAACAUCUAGCAUCUUAUUGCAGAGCCAAUCCCCACCAGAAAAGGUGGAGGACAUGCCAGAUGAAGUAUCCUGGGUCCAUCUCACUGAUGACAGUUUACAGUCUUCCAAAAAAUUAGCGUCGGAGUACUCUAUUUCAAGCCUUGUCAACACAACCUGCUCACUGACUAACAUAGUGGCAGAAGAGAACUGUGACACAAUUUUGCCAAAUAGAUUUUAUGAGACCUUAGCCAAAAACGACGCCCUUUUUCAGAAAAAUCAUAUCUACAGGUGGAAAAGCAAAUAUCAUCCACAGGUCUGCUACUCCAGGAGGCUCUCUCUUCAUCUCACCCUCCCUCGCUUUCCACUGAGGAGAAGGUGGAGUGAGCUGGCUCUGCCAACCUUCAUGACAGAACCCAAAGUAAAGAAAGGCCAGGAGGGUGCUGAUAUGAAGUCAUCAGAGACACCCAAGUCAGCAGAAAAUGCUGCAAACUUAACAUCUGAGGGGACACACAAGGACGCUAAGGUGAAGGCCACCAGAAACCUUUUUCGAAGGUUUUUCUGCUGCCUCUGCAUGCCAAGGACAAAAGAGACAACAUCCAGCAUCUUCUUGCAGAGCCAAUCCCCACCAGAAAAGGUGGAGGACAUGCCAGAUGAAGUAUCCUGGGUCCAUCUCACUGAUGACAGUUUACAGUCUUCCAAAAAAUUAGCGUCGGAGUACUCUAUUUCAAGCCUUGUCAACACAACCUGCUCACUGACUAACAUAGUGGCAGAAGAGAACUGUGACACAAUUUUGCCAAAUAGAUUUUAUGAGACCUUAGCCAAAAACGACGCCCUUUUUCAGAAAAAUCAUAUCUACAGGUGGAAAAGCAAAUAUCAUCCACAGGUCUGCUACUCCAGGAGGCUCUCUCUUCAUCUCACCCUCCCUCGCUUUCCACUGAGGAGAAGGUGGAGUGAGCUGGCUCUGCCAACCUUCAUGACAGAACCCAAAGUAAAGAAAGGCCAGGAGGGUGCUGAUAUGAAGUCAUCAGAGACACCCAAGUCAGCAGAAAAUGCUGCAAACUUAACAUCUGAGGGGACACACAAGGACGCUAAGGUGAAGGCCACCAGAAACCUUUUUCGAAGGUUUUUCUGCUGCCUCUGCAUGCCAAGGACAAAAGAGACAACAUCCAGCAUCUUCUUGCAGAGCCAAUCCCCACCAGAAAAGGUGGAGGACAUGCCAGAUGAAGUAUCCUGGGUCCAUCUCACUGAUGACAGUUUACAGUCUUCCAAAAAAUUAGCGUCGGAGUACUCUAUUUCAAGCCUUGUCAACACAACCUGCUCACUGACUAACAUAGUGGCAGAAGAGAACUGUGACACAAUUUUGCCAAAUAGAUUUUAUGAGACCUUAGCCAAAAACGACGCCCUUUUUCAGAAAAAUCAUAUCUACAGGUGGAAAAGCAAAUAUCAUCCACAGGUCUGCUACUCCAGGAGGCUCUCUCUUCAUCUCACCCUCCCUCGCUUUCCACUGAGGAGAAGGUGGAGUGAGCUGGCUCUGCCAACCUUCAUGACAGAACCCAAAGUAAAGAAAGGCCAGGAGGGUGCUGAUAUGAAGUCAUCAGAGACACCCAAGUCAGCAGAAAAUGCUGCAAACUUAACAUCUGAGGGGACACACAAGGACGCUAAGGUGAAGGCCACCAGAAACCUUUUUCGAAGGUUUUUCUGCUGCCUCUGCAUGCCAAGGACAAAAGAGACAACAUCCAGCAUCUUCUUGCGGAGCCAAUCCCCACCAGAAAAGGUGGAAGACAUGCCAGAUAAAGUAUCCUGGGUCCAUCUCACUGAUGACAGUUUACAGUCUUCCAAAAAAUUAGCGUCGGAGUACUCUAUUUCAAGCCUUGUCAACACAACCUGCUCACUGACUAACAUAGUGGCAGAAGAGAACUGUGACACAAUUUUGCCAAAUAGAUUUUAUGAGACCUUAGCCAAAAACGACGCCCUUUUUCAGAAAAAUCAUAUCUACAGGUGGAAAAGCAAAUAUCAUCCACAGGUCUGCUACUCCAGGAGGCUCUCUCUUCAUCUCACCCUCCCUCGCUUUCCACUGAGGAGAAGGUGGAGUGAGCUGGCUCUGCCAACCUUCAUGACAGAACCCAAAGUAAAGAAAGGCCAGGAGGGUGCUGAUAUGAAGUCAUCAGAGACACCCAAGUCAGCAGAAAAUGCUGCAAACUUAACAUCUGAGGGGACACACAAGGACGCUAAGGUGAAGGCCACCAGAAACCUUUUUCGAAGGUUUUUCUGCUGCCUCUGCAUGCCAAGGACAAAAGAGACAACAUCCAGCAUCUUAUUGCAGAGCCAAUCCCCACCAGAAAAGGUGGAGGACAUGGCAGAUGAAGUAUCCUGGGUCCAUCUCACUGAUGACAGUUUACAGUCUUCCAAACAAUUAGCGUCGGAGUACUCUAUUUCAAGCCUUGUCAACACAACCUGCUCACUGACUAACAUAGUGGCAGAAGAGAACUGUGACACAAUUUUGCCAAAUAGAUUUUAUUGGACCUUAGCCAAAAACGACGCCCUUUUUCAGAAAAAUCGUAUCUACAGGUGGAAAAGCAAAUAUCAUCCACAGGUCUGCUACUCCAGGAGGCUCUCUCUUCAUCUCACCCUCCCUCGCUUUCCACUGAGGAGAAGGUGGAGUGAGCUGGCUCUGCCAACCUUCAUGACAGAACCCAAAGUAAAGAAAGGCCAGGAGGGUGCUGAUAUGAAGUCAUUAGAAACACCCAAGUCAGCAGAAAAUGCUGCAAACUUAACAUCUGAGGGGACACACAAGGACGCUAAGGUGAAGGCCACCAGAAACCUUUUUCGAAGGUUUUUCUGCUGCCUCUGCAUGCCAAGGACAAAAGAGACAACAUCCAGGGCUGACGAUGCGGCCCUGACCCGGGAUUCCUAAACCCCGGGUCUGUGUUCGGCCUGGUUGGGGCAUAACAGUUUCUGGAGCAAGCCAGGCCAGAGCAUGAAAGGAGGUGUGCCCCAAACAUCUACCUGAUAGACAGCUCCAGCCACCAGGGCAUGAGCUCUGUACCCCUCUUCUCCUACUGGGUGCAAGGGUGAACUUCAUUUGUUCCCAGAAGAAGUAGCUGGACAUAGAAGCCUGUCACAUCAUCAUGGGCGAUGACGAGGCAUCCAUCCUGCUUCAAGUCCACAUGAGAAAAGGUCCACAACCAAGAAGGAGAGGAGCAAAAUUCCCCUGAAGGGGAGGUUAGGAGCGAAUGGUGCAUGUGUACCCCGAGAAGACGACCCUAUCUUCCUCAUGGGUUCCAGCUUGCUCCAAGCUGCAGCAGGUGAGUGCUGCCUGAGAAAUCUGUUCUCGUCCUGAGGUGCUCAGAGAGGGUGUGGCUGCAGAGAAGAGAAGCCACAUGUUUUCAGGAGCCUCUUCUUCUUUCUGCUUGACCGAGUUCAAGCCUUCAUCUUUCAUGCCCUAAGGUGCUGUUGUCUCAGCCAAUGAUUAUUCAGACAGAUAAAUUUGAUGUCCCCAUGGGGGAUUCCUUGACUUUGAGUAAACAGCAAGAUAGGUGUUUGUACUAGAAAUAGGUAAACAGUGCUUAAAAGGACUGGGAAACAUCACUGCCCAGAAAAAGUCAACAAACUUGGAACAUCUUUGAGCCCAGGGCCAUCAUCAGGCUUUAGUUUAGAAGGAAACCUGAUUGCCAAGGAGCUGCAGAUGAUGGCCAGUGGUAUGGUGUGCAGCCUUGUUGAGGGAGCUGCCUGCAGUCUUCUCCUGCCCACCAUACAUAUAUGGAGCAUCUUCUUGGGUCACCAGGGGCAAGCCAGCUGACAAGCUUUUCAGGGGUCCAAUCUUGAGAUCAGUCAGGUGUAGUGAAUUCGUGUCCAAUGUGCAUCUCCUUGUGGUAGAUGAUGAGUUUCUGUAUCAUGGUCUUGAUGUACACCAACCAUCCCAAUUGUGUGCUCUCCUCUGCAGAGGCCAAUGGUCCUGUCCUGGUGAAUGGGAGUAUGGUUCUUUGUGACAGUUUAUCAAUUGUCCGGAAUCCACUUCAUUGGCUACAUCAUGUAGAUGAAAUCUUGACCGAGUCCUAUAUGGUGCCCUGUUCACCCCAGUCAUAAUAAUAGUCAGUGUUAGUACAGUCAGUCAUCAUUUUAUUCUAAUAAUUCCUGCCAUUAUAUGUUACUUGAUUAUUUUUAUUAUACCCUUGAACAUUCUUUGUUUUAUUGAUUUGAUUAUAUUGUGCCAAGUAUGAUUUGUUUGAUGAUCUAGUCUAUUUGGAGUUCUGUAUGCUUCUUUUACCUUAAUAGGAAGCUCAAUCUUUAGGUUAGGGAAGUUUUCUUCUAUGAUUUUAUUGGAAAUAGUUUCUGUUUCUUUGACUUUGCUUUCUUCGCCUUCUAUUCCCCUUAAUCAUGGACUUGGCCUUUACAUAAUAUCCCAAUUUUUCUGGUGCUUUGUGGUGGAAAUUUUAUUAGAUUUAACAUUGUUAUUGACUGGGAAAACAAUUUUCUUCUAUCUUGUCUUCAAUGUCUGCGAUUUUUGCUUCUAUCUCUUACAUUCUGUCAGUAAGUCUUACCUCUAGGAUUCUUGCUCCAGUCCCUUACACUGUUUCCAGUUCUCCCUUGGUUCCACUUGUCUUUAUUGAAUCUUUUUUUUUCAUGUGUACCCUUGACCUGUCUUCUUCAUUCAAAUCCAUUGUUUGUGUUCCAAAGAUUUCAUUCAUGUCCUCCUAAGGUCCUUGACCAUUCUCAUAAUAGCUAUUUUGAAGUCCUUGUUCUGUGUGUCAGCUGUUUGCCUUGCUUGGGAACUACUGAAGUCCUACUGAUGAGCUCUAAUGGAGACACACUGUUGGGCUGUUUUGAUUCUGUCCUCAUGCUGACAUCCAGCCAUCUGGGCUUAGAAAAAUUUCACUUCCAGUAGUUGAUAUCUGGUCUUGCCUGUCUGUUGGGUAGGUUUUUCAUUCCUUAGUUUCUGUUGCCCUCACAGGAUUUCUGGAGGGGGUGUGGUGGCUGUGGGUAGCCUUUAGAGAGUGCUCUGAGUCUCUCCCAGGUGUGGCCACUGGUGGUUGCAGGUGGGCAGUGUUUCUAGUAUUGGGAGAUUGCAGGAAAGAGUAGGAUGAGCUAGAUUGGCAAGUGUCUCAGCAGAUACAUAAGGAGGGAGAAAAGUUUGGUCAGCCAUCUGGAUCUCUAAAGUCCUUAGGGAGUUGGAUUAAGAGGUGAAAUCACAUCCCUGUCCAGCACGUGGUCUUGUACAGUCUUAGGGAUGAGACUGAGUGUUUGAAAAUGGAGAACGGAAAGGAGAGGAAAUAUUGCCUAUUUGCUUCCAUGGUCAGCAUGGGCUGCAGUGACAGACUGUCUCCAGUGAAGGAGACCAAGACAAAGGAAUGGGAUGAAGAGAAGGCUGAGAGAGAGGAUUUGUUUACUCCAGGAAUGGGGACAGAAAAAGGAGAGUCCAGAACAGGUGGCCUGCUAUAAAUCUGGGAAUAAGACUGGGGAACUGGGAUUGGAGGAUGAGAAUGAGAUUGAAGUUCACCUACUUGCAAGUGUGUCUAGGGACAUAGUGUCUCUGGUGUUGCUGGCUGAGAUAAAGUGGUGGGAAUUGGAUGCAGUGGUGUAGGAGAAGAAUGAUGGAUUUGAAAUUUGUACAUCGACUAGCAAAACAUACAGACACUGGAAGUGAGUGCAGGAAUCUCAUAAAUGAGUGUCUGAUCGUGUAUGGGGCAGACUAUUGUAUAGGCGAAAAGUUGAGACUGUAGUGCAGUAAAUUCAUUUGAUAGUUACUGGAAUAUGUUCCCUGAAUAAUGAAUUCUUUGAGGAACCCCAAAUAUAUAUAUCUUUGUGGUAAAUCACAUACCAAUGAAAUAAUCUGAUGGCAUUCUCUGUGGGAAAGUUAACAAUGUGUUAUUUCCUUUUAUUUUUGUAAGAGUGUUAAAGAUGUCUUCUGGAUGUGGCAAUCUUUUCAGAAGAUCAAAGGAUAUGAUCUAGUAGAAUCCAGCUGGAUUCUGAGGCCUGUGUUCUGUGGUGACUAAUGAUCCUGUUAGAGCUCACCCUGUGCUCACUGAGGAGACUCAGCAGUGCUGUCCUUCUGUCCUGUCAGAGCCCAGGGUGAAAGGAGUCAGCCAGAGCUAGUGAUUACUGCUAUGACUCCCCAAAACUGAAAUCCUACCUAGCUACUCCUCAGGCUCCCAUGGAAGCUGAGCUUUAGCAGCAGGGCUCACAAGGGUCUUGGCAGCCUCAGUGGAAACAUUCCCAAAGGAAGAGCCACUUCUCUGCAGGGGUGGGAAAGGAGGCCUAGGACAACCUGGACUCCCUGAGGAGAACUUUGGUCUUGAACUGCUUCUUUCUCACUGCAGGGCAGGGACAGGCAUAAGAGCUCUGCUGUCACCCUGGCUGUAUCUGCAUCUGAAGCACAGAUCACUACUACACUUUACCACAGCAUCUCAUCUACCAUCUGUUCGUCUCUAUUACUGCAAGGAUCCUUUCCCAGUCCAUCCUGCCCUCUGCUUCUUGGCUAACAUUGCCUGCACCUUGAUCAUGGAAAUCAGUUCCAUUGUCUCUAGGGUACAAUGAGGUAAAAAAGUCAAAUAUCUGUUCCUCAUAUCUCCUUGGAUACCCCUAUGAGUCAAUAAUAACCAGUCCUGUAAGAAAUAUUAAAUGAUCAUUUUUCUUGUCAAAUACUAUAAAACAAAUGCUGUUUUUCCUUCAACCCUGAACACUCCUGAGCCUUUUAGACUUUCUUCCUCCAUUCCCAAUGUCCCAUUCUAAAUGCCCACUUCUCUUCAAGUGUUAGACAUGUUCUUCCAGACAGAUGGAACCAAUUUCCUUUCCUUUUUUAAAAAGGAAAACAGAAUAUCUAUACAUCCAGUGACCUCCUCUUCUCUUUGCCUUCUUCACUGUUCAUAAUUCCUUUCCAGACUAGCUCUAACUGUGCAUACACUGUGAAGUUGGACCUCAGCUCAUCCAAACAACUACUUUCCUUCCUUUGGUCAUGGAUAAUAGUGUUAACAGGGAUAAAAAGUACAGCUUACUCUCCAGGUAUGCUUGCUCUGCCACUUCUGUGAGCAUCUAUUCUCCUCAUUAGAAGUUGCAUCAGUAAGAUGCUUUAGUGGGAGUGGUGGUCUCUUUCUUUGUGUUCUCAAGACCACUUUUAACAGACUCCAGCUCUUUCUGUGAAUCUAACUAUGCAUCAGGUAAUAUAGGCACCGCACACACCUUUGGGUUGUGGCCCGGUGGUGGACCUGGAUAUUACAUUCAAGUCUGGCACAGGUGAGUUUCUCAAGAUGACAGAGACAAGAGAAACAGUGCAGGAUACUCAAACUCCUGGGCCUCGAUCCAUCUCCACAUCUGCAACAGUAUUUGUCUACACUGCUGCCUUUGUACACAGCUUCUGCUUACAGUAUCUUCUAUUCGUUCACAUUCAAUGAUUCUAAGUGAUCAUAAAAUGCCAAUAAAACAGACAUCAAGGUUAUGAUUGGUUUACUAAUCCAAGUACUUUCCAUUGAACCUAUUGUUUAAAGGGAAUCCCAUGGAGUUGGCAUUUUUCUCUUAAAUAUAGAAAUAUCAGCCUGUGCUUGGUACAUUUUACUAAUGGAAAAUGAUUCUGGAAAGCUCUAUGCCUGAAUACACUCCUGUUUCCACAUUAUCAUGUGUCAUGUGGUUAAUAUAUCACUAACCCCUAAGUGGGUCCUUGAACCUGCUUUCUUUCCUAAGUCAAGGUCUACGACGCAUCUUGUACCCUGCACCAUCUCCUCUUUUUGCAACGCCUGCUUACUGCAUCACUGCUGCACCUUCAAGAUCUGUCCCAUUUCAGCCUUUCCCUGGUUCUCAGCUGUUGGACUGUAUCAGCCUCUGGCAAAUGCAUUCUUCAAGGCCCCUUCUGUGCAAGUUCAGCCCAUUACAUCUAUCAAAGUAGGGUGUCUAAUGUCAGAAGAAACAACAGGCAGCAUUUUGGUUAAAUAUCUCUUGAACAUAUUAACACAUUUGCCUGAAAGCCAUACAUGACAUCUUGACAUAUUGCCUGGUUCUGCACUCUGCCUGCUACCUGCAGACCCUAUGUUGGUAUUUGAUCUGCAUUCUAGGCCAUGAUGUGUCAUCUCCUGUGACAUUUAUCAAGGCCUACUUCACUGUAUGAACCCCUUUUCACCCACAGCAUUUUGAACAAGUGCCUCCUCCUCUAAAAUAAAGACAGAUCUAAUCAUCCUUGAUCCAUUAAAGGCAACAGAAUUGUUCAUAUUAUCAGACUCAUUUGUCUCUGUUCAGGGUUUGUCAUCCUCAGUUCCUGGGUGGGUCCCAAGCUCUCCUGUGUUGAUUGCCCGUGUGCUGUCCCUGUCCACAUUCAUCAGGAAAUGCAUCAGCGAUGGCUUUGCUAGGACACAUCGCCAUGCUCCCUGUAGUUUUCCUUUCAUAAGUCUGAAACCCACAGCAGCACUGAUACAGUGAACACCUGUGGAAGAGAUGGCUGCUCUGCGACUUACAGGAGUGUGCUGAGUCUCUCUCUGGAGUUUCUGCAGGACAGGUGCCCACAUGCGAUAACCCCAACAGACAGGCGGCCCAUGACUGAGUCCUCCAAUUUGUGAGGAAUCAGCAGCUGCUCGCUCUCCUGUGGAUCUCAAAGAGGUCUUUGCACACAGGCCUGGGUGUUUUACCAUCUACUUUAUAUUCCAUGGAGAAAGUAAUUCACUUCACCUGGCUUGCUCUUUCAGGAACCCACACUGAACUAGGAGGAGUUAGUGAGAACUCAUUUGCUUGACUAGCACAUCUUCCUCUAAGGGGUCCAGAUGAUGAGAUAAUGAGACAGCCCAGACAGAAGACCCUGGUCUGAGAAGAAGGUGUGCUGAGCCUGCCAUUGCUUGGACUCCCCUCAUCUUCAUUUUUCCAUCUCAAUGUACAGGUUCCUUUUCUCAGACUACAUUGACAGAAACACCCUCCUCCUCUGUGCCUCUUGGAUCAACAGCCAGACUCACCUGCGCCCUGAGGAGUGUAAACGGCAUUGGCAAUAACAUUUACUUGUCCAGCAGAUGGAGGGGAGACCUCCCAGAGUUUUCCUGUUCUACUGCAAAGACUCAAACAAGUCACUGAGGCUUAGAAUCUCCAUUACAUUCUCUGGAUCCAGAGAAGCCUCAAAAAAUGUAAAUUUGCACAUCUCUGAACUAUAGAUGAAGGGUGAGGCUCAGCACUGCUGUAUUAUCUAGGAAAAUAGUGUUUCCCACAGUGAUACAGGCAGAUGGGGAAGUAGCCAUCAAUAGUAGCUUCUGCCAAAAAACAAAUCAGUUCUGGUAGAGCGCAUGUAGCAGCCACAGGGAAGGGAGCAAGGAGGCUCCACCAACAUCGCCUGCCACAGCACCAGUUCUGAACAGUGCAGAGGCUCAUGGUAUUGAUUUUGGUCACCCAGAAAGAUGCCCCCACCACAUGGAGGCAAACUGUGUGCAAGCAUCGAGAAGGGCGACUACCACAAGGCACACAAGAUGUACCUGAUGCUCUUCUUCAGAUACAUGUCUAAAACAAGCAUUCAGAAUCCUGAGAUCUCAGGUACUCAGGAGUAUUUCUCUUCUUCGGUCAUGGCCAGCAGAGCAGUCCAGGCUGACAUGACCAUGCCGGUCCUCGAAUCCCUGGAGAAGGUAAUAGUGUAUAUAGCUGAUGAACUGUUAGAGAAUUGUAGAGCCAGCUACAGUGUUCAGUUUGAUGGAUCUAAAUUCUCAAGAGCAAGUAGUGUUGGUGGCCAGAGCUGAAGUGGUCCAGUGGAGGAUCUGGGAAACUGGGCCAUCCCAGCUUCCACCAACCCCUCACGCUGUGGGGUCUGCAAUACUACUGUAAGUCUCAGUAUUACUUCCUGCCCUCCACUGAGGGCAAGGGCUGUACCAACAUGACAGACAGGUACUCUACUGCACAAGGCUUCUGAAGCAGGUGGGUGAGUUCAUGGCCCAGGCUGUGUACAACUGUUUCUCUGUUUGAAAAACAAGAAAGGUGCCCACGGGAUCUUUACAAGGUGCACACAGAAGGUCCCGUCCAUCGAGGGGACUUUCUUUCAAUCCCUGCUCAACUUCAUCAGGUUUCUGCUGCUGGCUGUGGACAAGAUGACUGUGUUCACAGUGAGCACAGCCUGAUUACCUACAUGGGGACUCCAUGUACAAAGUGUACCUGGACAGGGGAGCUGCCAAAGCAGACCUCCACCAGAGAGGGCAACCUGGGAACAAGCUGAGCAGCCUCGUGGACUCCUCAGAGCAGGAUGGGGAUGAGUACGAGGAUGACAGAAGCCUCAUCAGCCUGCCUGGAAGCUGCCUGGCCAGCAUGGAGACGUGCAUGACCAGCACCACUGGGACGGAUUCAGUGCCAGUCUGGACAUGAGGCCCCUUACACAGUGGGUUCCUGUUCCGGGGCUGGAGGGGCCACCUGUGCAGAGUCUGCCCCUAUUUAUGUAUGGAGGCCAAGGGCUGUGUGGUCAGGACCAAGAACAAAGCCCAGCUUCUGCUGCCCACCCAUGUUCCUCAUAUCUCCCACAAUAAAGCACAAGUCCUGCUGCAGCACCCUGCUGCCGUCCUUG
Molecule: messenger RNA, 12042 nt
Organism: Chionomys nivalis (European snow vole)
Lineage: Eukaryota; Metazoa; Chordata; Mammalia; Rodentia; Cricetidae
Exons: 24
Coding region: 463-4452 (1329 amino acids)
Source: RefSeq, a predicted model, not a curated record